CUGUGGGGGAGGAGGCCGCAGGUAGUCAGUAGAGACUCCAGCUCUUGUCGCGUGGCUGCGCUGUGGUCGCGUCUUUUGUUUGGAAACUUGGCCCCGACUGCAGGGACAGCCUGACAGGGUUCGAGUUCAGACUGAGAGGGGUCACCUGUCCGCCGGGCCAGGGAACUGCUAGUUGAGAGAGAGAGGGGACGGACCUCUUGACGACUGUUCCCGGAGGUUUGUCGCUGUUCACACCUGGACCUGCGAGGAUGGAGCAGCACGUACCGGGGUUGACGAGGUCACGUGUCGUCGGUCAGCUCCCACGCUACCCGUUAACGACCCUUGCGCAACAGACCCGUGACCUGUAGCGCGUGCGCCGGUCGCAGCAGGUCAGAGGUUGUGGGUAGGAAGCAUCGAGCAGGAGGUCAUAACCCGCAGUCGUGACAACCGCGGGGGACGCAGAGCCCAAACCAACAGGACAAAACGAGGACCUGUCGAUAAAACGUGACCUCGGCGCGACAAAAGACCAGAAAUCACCGUGACCCGGCAAACACGUCAGGGACAUCCAGUCUGGGGACAAUCUUCAAGUGACCUGGGCAGUGUCAACAGCGGGGGUGACAUCGUGUGACUCGACAUCUGGCAUCGAAGACAACAGUUUACUUGCGCAAGAAAUGAGAUUUUAAUGCUGAUUAAUUGUUGUACUUUCUGUGUAGAAACCGUAUUCACGAGAUUUAAAAAUUUACUAACAACGGAACUCGCUCUAACCGUAAGUCGUAUGCUUUUAAAAAUAUUCUUUUGAUUAACAACUCAAAUUGUUUGGAAAAUUUGUCAGGAUUGGCCAUACUUCAAAUUAGCUGUGUAGGAAGAUAUAAUACCGAUGUUGGAUUCCUAAGAAGCUGCAAUGCUGAUGUGGAAUUGAUGAUAACUGAUGGCUGUUAAGUUUGGCAUGGUGUGCCACUCGCUUUUUGGACAAGACUGGCGUGUAGUGGAUCAUGAGUGGAUACCUGUCUGAGGGCUACACACCCCCUGGCGGUCUGUCUUUCCUGCCCUGCUUUCAUGGUCCUGUUAAAGUUUUACACAGGCAAACAGCCGCCUGGUCAUAAAGCAGGUGUGUGACUCCAACCACAGCCUGGAAUAAUCAUGCUUAGUCCCUGUGUUUGUCUUCUCGAUACGAGCCGCCAGUGUUUGCUUUACAGACAAGUGUGUGUGUUGCUGUGUACUGUAUAAGGUUCUUUUUUGUGUCAAAGGUUGGCGUCACCUCUAACCCUCCGGCUAAACGGUUCCCCUCCCUACCCUCCCCCAAACACCGCUGUGAAAGGAAGAGAGAUGUCGCGCAAGGUGUGUUAAAAACAUUGUAAAACACCUGGCCAGCCACGGGCAGGCUGCAAUAUGUUGUGUUAUUUGCAGUUGUUGCUGAGCUCGACAGGCUCGCUCUCCUUUCUUCGACCAGCGUGUCACGAGACCGUCCAUCGUGUCGUCUGCUCGGUCCUUAACCCCGCCAGCCACCGGAACUCUUUUUCCAUCGUGUGUGUGUCGUGCGAUGAGAAGUUCUCGUCCUUUUGAACAUAAUAACAAACAAAUAAACAAAACUGUUUCGACGAUCUGAGGAGUGCAGAGGUGAGGGCGAGAAAACAAGGAGUUGAGAAUGACGGAACAUCAGGAGGAAGCUUCUAGGGAGAGGCCCCUACGGUCUGUGGGGCCCCUGUGUCAGGGCCCUUCUCUGUGUCACGGUGUGGACUUGGCAUUCUUGAAGGAUCUAAAAACUAAACACAAGUUUUCCCUGGCAUUCCAUCAGCAAAAUCAAGUAGCAGCAACAGCCAUCAAAUCCCUGGACUCGCUGAAUGACCAGAUAGUGCAGUACAUUUUCGCCCAAUCCUUCUCCGCCGGCCACAAUGCCAAGACCUUGCCAGCCGACCUUGACCUCAGUUCUCAGUCGCAAGGUGACGGCGGUACAGGUCAAGGCGCUCUGUCGCCGCGCGAGAGCGAGAGCCUGCAGGCGUCUAUGGUUCUGAUGCGCCGGCUGCUGCUGGACGCACAAGGCAAGUUCCGCAAGAUGGUGGAGGAGAACAAGCAGCUGGCCAUCCACAUCGACGGCACCAUCCAGGCGGCCAACCAGGAGGUGUGCGCCCUGAGGGCGGAGCUGGCCGACACCAACAAGAGACUUUCGCGGAUGAGCGUGUCCUCCGGGGACACGGGGUUCAAGGACGGUGAGGGGGGAGCCAGUGAGGGUCGUCGGAGCGGUGGGAGUGAGUGUCAGGGAAGCGGCUGCAGCUCGGGGAAAGACCGGGAUGUCAUCGUGAAGACUAACGGUGAGGAGAAAGCGGAUAAGGUGAAGGGGGAAGUGUUUUGUGAAGCUGGCACCUUGCUGAAGGUGAAUGGACGAGAACAUUCUGAGGAUCAGCGUGCAGGGAAUGGAGUGUACGAGCAAGAGUGCCAGGAAAAUGCAGCAUCGCCAGACACGUCCAUGUCGCUCUUGAGCGCUAACUCUGAAGUGGACAAGGUCCGGGAGGAAAACAAGAAGUUGAGAUGUGAAAUCGAGGCUGUCACGGCGGAGCUGAAUGAACUCCGGUGUGCCAAGGACUUUGGCGGCGAGAGGCCGAGCUACGGGGAACUGAAACUGGAGCUGAUCCAGUCGAGACAGGAGGUGAACCGGGCCAAGGAGGCUUUGCAAGCCAUGAAGAGCGACCGGAAGCGUCUGAAGGCGGAGAAGGUGGAGCUGCUGCACCAGAUGAAGCAGCUGUACACCACGCUGGAAGACAAGGAGACAGAGCUGCGGGACUUCAUCCGCAACUACGAGCAUCGAGUGAAGGAGAGUGACGAGAGCAUUAAACAGCUUGCCAUGGAGAAGGAGGAGUCGGAGAGGGAGAAAUGGGAGAUAAUCAAACGGGCGAGGGAGUCAGCCGAGAGAGCGGUGCUUCUGCGCGCGCAACUCGAUGCCAGAGAGCAGACGAUAAAAGAACUGCAGGACGAAGUCGCUAAGCUCAAGGACCAACUUCGGGGGAGAGUGGCGGACUCACCCAGGGACUCCAAUAACGCCACCCCCACACCAGGAGAGCUGAGCGCCGAGGAUAUCGACGACAUUUCUACGGCGACAACCGGCGACACCACACGGCGUCGGACAGCAGCUUCCACCAGGCAGGACAGGAAGUCGAUUCUAAAGACACCUCACGCACAAAAGGUUGAAAGCACCCCUAAAGCAAGCACACUAAAUGCGAAUGAAGACCUGGACGAGAUGCUAUCUCCCUUGAUGAAAUGGAUGCACAACAGCAGCUCAGAGGGCACGGAUCUGGAAGCCAGAGAUAUCAAAAAUAAGAAAAAGAAAAGUUUUGGCUCGCUGUCGCGGGUCUUCAGUCGAGGCCGCUCGCGACGCUCCAUCGCUCUUCCUCACAACGAACAUCUGCUGGAGGAUGGCAGUGGCACCAAACUGAGUCUGCUGACCGUGGACAACUACCAGGAGAAGCUCAAGACAGUAGACCAGAUGAAAGGGGUGCAUAUGUGCCACUGGCGUGCUGGCCAGGUGCUGGCAUGGCUGGAGAUCACCCUGGGUAUGCCCAUGUAUGGAAACAACUGUGCACAUAAUAUAAAGAGCGGCAAGAUUCUGCUCGGGCUGAGUGACUAUGAACUAGGGGCGGCCUUGGGCAUAACCAGUCACAUCCACAGACGUAAACUACGGCUGGCCAUCGAGGAGCACCGCGACCCGGCCACCAUACAAUACACACUGGCUCCCAACGUGGACCCUACCUGGGUGGCUCACAGGCUGAUGCCAGACCUCGGCCUCCCUCAGUACAGCGCCGUCUUUGAGAACAACCUCGUGGACGGCCGCAUCCUGAACUCUCUUGGUCGCAAAGACCUGGAGAAGCAUUUCGACAUCCACCGCAAGUUCCACCAGGCCAGCAUUCUUCACGGCGUUGAGCUCUUAAGGCGAAUGGAGUUUGACAAGGAGAAGCUGAACGAAAGGCGGAGCCAGUGCGAAGACUCGGACACUGACCUCUUGGUGUGGACCUGCGGUCGGGUCAUGAAGUGGACACGCUCCAUUGAUCUCGGGGAGUUUUCGGAUAACUUGCGCGAGAGCGGUGUGCACGGAGCCUUGAUGGUCCUCGAACCUUCCUUCAACUCUGACACUCUGGCGACCGCCCUCGCCAUUCCUCCCUCCAAGUGUUACAUUCGUCGACAUCUCGCCUCGGAGCUGGAUACCCUCCUGCGACCAGCCAGGUCUUACCAAACUGGACUGAAAAUCUUGAGAGCGGCGCUGGACACCCCCAACAACAACAGCAAACACCUGGAGCCAAGUGCCAAAUCGCACACUUUUACUCGGUCGUACCGGGGGCAGACAGCAGACGAGGGUACUAAAGGACGAAUAAGCUUUCGAGGAUCUCUGGGAGGGCUUUCGGAAAGAAAAUUCGGGACGACCUGAAGCUGGCCUUCGACAGCGAUUCCCCGAAAAGAAAGAUCUCUGCGCCGAUUCCAAUCCAGCAUACCUCUUUGGACAAUGUGGUGGAAAUACCCGGCGACUCCACUGCCGUAUGACAUCUAGAGAAAAACCACUAGAUGACAUUGCUCUGGCAAUCAGGCUGACAGCCACGUGGUCACCAGCACGUGACCCCCGUGUGCUUGACAUGACAUUUGACAGUCCGCAGCAUAAACAGACAAGGAUGCCCAUAAUGAUGGCAUCCAGAAACUUGCCGCUUACACCAACAGUAUUAGCUGCGGUGUUUUAUCAUGUUUUAACUGCCAGUUAUUUUUUGUAAGAAAUGUUUACGCAGCAGUUUCCAGUGAUUGUUGUUAGGCAGACGAUCGCUUGGCUGCAAGACAGGACCAAUGAGCAAGCAAGGGACUAUUUCUCUCUCGCAGUUGACUUAUUAUAGUAGCAAUCUAGUCAGGUCUGUUUCUAGAAAUUAGGCCCAGCUGAAGAAGACUCGAUAACUUCUAUACAAUUAUUUACAGUCGGUGCCAUGAAGAAAUAUACUAAGGAUGUACCGUACAUUUCCAGAGGAUACUUAGUCAAAUCGCUUUUCUGUUUUCUGAUAUUAGACAAGAACAUGCUGGAAAAUGUGUUUCCUUGUGUCGAUCCCCGGUAUUGUCCAUUAAAGACAAAAUCAGUACAAGUGAUGUGGUUAGGACAGUUCGCGUUAAUAUGUUAGCCAGGAGGAUUAAUGUCAAACAAUCAAAACAUAAACCUCUAUCAGCGAGUAAAAAUUAAGUAUUGAACAAAAGAUGCAUCAUGCUUCUUAAUUGAGCAGAACUGCCGUUGGCUCAGUAGGAGUUCUUUCCCUUAAAUUACACUGGAUUAUUUUCUGUGGGUUCAGACUUGCUGGUGCUAAUUUAUUGAACCGUUCCUGUGUAUUUGUGCUACCAUGAUUGUUGAUUAUGUUUUAAAUUCUAAUUCUUAUUUUAAUUGAAAGUCGGUUUAGAUUUUUUAGCGAUGUCCUUUUAAUGGAUGAACAUGUUUAAAUGAUACUUGCAAUAAGCAGCGAUGAAUGUGGAGAAAUUUUCUUUUUUGUUGAGGGUAAAAAAAAAACAGAAAUUUUACAAUACUGCACUUAAUAGGAAAACGACUGGAAGCCGAUUUUAACAUUUAUCCUCGACCUGCGGCAAACUGAACAUGUCAGGGUUGUGUGAAAAGGUGGAGGUGUUUUAACAAACUUAGGCCAGAAAGAGAGGGACAGAAUGCGUGAGUGCGCAAGUUAAAGGAUGUGUGAAGAAACAGUCCAGGGCAGAGUGCAUAUUGAUUGCAGCCCGUUGUAGAUGUUACUCGAGGAUAGUUAUUCAUCAUUUCAUGUUACUGUUCCAUAUUGUAGGAGAGUUGUGGAUCUCGGCAAGUGACAGUCUAUACCGGCCCCGUGAUGUUUACUGGGGACAUAAAUCUUUUCACUGAAAUCGGUUUUUAAGUAUUAAUAUUCUUUUUCACCCGUUCUCUCUCGGUCUCUUUUCUUCUCGUUUUUCUUCAUGUUUUUCGAUUUCUUGUCCUAAACGUACAUACACACGCGCGCACACACACAAUUUCUUUCCAAACCGAAGAGGUUACACUGGAGAGAAUGUAACCAAAGAGAUGUGUUACUUAGUCAGCUACUGGUUAACUGCUGAUAAAUCUAGACACUAAGCAUUUAUGUAUAUUGUAUAGUCUGUUUUUAUCCAUUGACUUGUAAUGAACUGUUUUAAAUAAAUGAUUCAAAUUUA
Pomacea canaliculata is the source of this 6156-nucleotide messenger RNA. Its product is annotated as kazrin-like. Lineage: Eukaryota; Metazoa; Mollusca; Gastropoda; Architaenioglossa; Ampullariidae. Gene Ontology annotation, molecular function: protein binding. Bases 1625 to 4393 code for a protein of 922 amino acids. The record is from RefSeq and is a predicted model, not a curated record. The transcript is spliced from 15 exons.